Molecule: messenger RNA, 1644 nt
Organism: Anoplopoma fimbria (sablefish)
Lineage: Eukaryota; Metazoa; Chordata; Actinopteri; Perciformes; Anoplopomatidae
Product: carboxypeptidase O-like
Exons: 10
Coding region: 352-1332 (326 amino acids)
Biological process (GO): proteolysis
Molecular function (GO): zinc ion binding; metallocarboxypeptidase activity
Source: RefSeq, a predicted model, not a curated record
AGCUCCAUGCCCUCAGCCGGGUGUUACAUGUCCAAUGAAAGGCCUACUGAAGUAUUUUGGGAACUACUUUGGGUGAAAUCCUUAUUAAAUAAAUUCCUAUUACUUCACAUACCUAAAUCCAACCCAAAAAAAAGGCAACAAGCCAAUCAGAAAUAGAGGCUACAUUGGGGGAAGGGUCAUACGGACUGCCGAGCCUCCCUCUGCCCCAAAAACACGUCUGAAAGCCCCUGAAGGAGAGGAGGGAGAGGAGGGAGAGGACUGCUCUCUACCGAGCUGACAGGCUGACCCCAGCAGGCCUGGAGGCCUUCAAGUUUGGACACAGCGGUGCAUGACUACUACAAAUAUCAUCCCAUGCCGGAGAUCACCAACUGGAUGGCUCAGGUUAAGAAGGAUCACCCGGACAUCGUGACCAUAGUGGAGUACGGACAGACGUACGAGAACAGGAAGAUUAGCUUGCUCAAGAUUGGCCUCAAUACUGGGGAGAAAAAGAAAGCUAUCUGGAUGGACUGCGGUAUUCACGCCAGGGAAUGGAUCGCCCCGGCCUUCUGUCAGUACUUUGUCAGACAGAUCCUGCAAGCGUACCAAACCGACCCGAAAAUGCACGAGAUGAUGAAGAACAUGGACUUCUACGUCACCCCCGUUCUCAACAUCGACGGCUACAUCCACACCUGGAAGAACAAGACAACUCGACUGUGGAGGAAGAACAUGUCACCAGGACCUUCAGGCUGCAACUGUUCCGGCGUCGAUCUCAACCGCAACUUUGACGCCAACUGGGGCACAAUCGGGGUGUCAUCUGACUGCUGCUCCAACAUCUACUGCGGAAGCAGACCGGUGUCCGAGCCCGAGGCCCAGGCCGUCACUUAUUUUGUGGGAAGCCGGAAGGAGGACUUCCUGUGUUUCCUCACCAUCCACUCCUACGGCCAGCUGCUCCUGGUUCCAUACGGACACCCCGACUUCACCGCCCCCAACUACAACGAGCUGAUGGAGGUGGGUUUGGCCGCAGCAGACGCCAUCAAGAAGGUCCACGGGAUGAAGUACACCGUAGGAACCUCACCGGACGUGUUGUACGCCAACUCCGGGUCGUCCAGAGACUGGGCUCGGAUGCAGGACAUCCCCUUCUCCUACACCUUCGAGCUGAGGGACAAUGGGACGUUCGGCUUCCAGCUUCCCGAGGAUCAGAUCCAGCCGGCCUGCGAGGAGGCCUACAGCGGAGCCCUGCACAUCAUCACAUACGCCCACGACAAGACCUUUAGUGGUGCCGUGGCAACCGCUGCCGCAACCCUUUGGACCAUGCUGUUAGCAGUGGGUGUCACAGGGAACACCCUGAUGUGAGGAGGGAGAAACUGACCUGUUUAGCUCUCCGUUAAAGCCAUACUGCAUACAUGUCAGGUUUUAUGUUGGUUUCAGAAACAGCUCCAGUUUUUAAGAUGCUAUGUUUUAUUUUUAGGCAGGAUUUAUUGAUGAUAAAAUAUGAUCAGUAGUAUGGAAAUGUAUCUGUUGAUAAAUAAUAAUCCACCCCUUGGUUCAAGUGUCUUUGAAUGAGUUGAAAUGUCUGACUGUUCAUAAAACUUCCUGAGUCUUUUUUUAUAUCAUUGAAUAUCAUGGCAUUAUCUUGUCCCAAAGAGUAAUAAAAAAAAAAAAAUA